AAAUGCGUCGAAUGGAAUUUAUGAGAUCAACUAGUGGAGAAGAGGAGGAGGAAAGAACUUUAGGCGCUUAUGUAGCGAAGGUCGAUGUUCAUUUCACAAUUAAAAAGCGGGAUAAAUUACUAGAAUUUGGGCGAAAUAUUAUGUUGGAUAGUAUAUUUGAUAGUUUAAUGAUUACUGAAGAUGCCGAUGAAGAUAGCAAAGAAAUUAAUGACAACUCAGUUGAAAAUAAUUCAAUAGAAAAUAAGUUGGAAGUAAAUCAGCAAAUAAAUGAAUCGAAAUAUGGUAAUGAGAGGUGUAAACACUCCAUCUGA
Messenger RNA from Scutellospora calospora, 311 nucleotides. The record is from the annotation of a GenBank genome assembly. Lineage: Eukaryota; Fungi; Glomeromycota; Glomeromycetes; Diversisporales; Gigasporaceae.